This is a messenger RNA of Punica granatum (pomegranate), 2449 nucleotides long. NCBI's taxonomy places the organism in Eukaryota, Viridiplantae, Streptophyta, Magnoliopsida, Myrtales, Lythraceae. The record is from RefSeq and is a predicted model, not a curated record.
UUUUAUAAUGGCCAGCUAACUAGAUAUUGGAGUUUACUUACUAGUAGCUCCAUUUGGAAUCCAUUUUCUACCUAUGCUUCGAUCUCCGUUGGACCAUAGUUUCCUCAGAAUGACAGCGAGUCUUCAGUUUCCCUGCCACGAACAUCCCCUCAUCCCGCGAGAGCUGAGCGUAAACUGCACAGUCCAUUGUAACCGCUGUGCGCAUCCAAUUCUUGGUUCGACGCGCUGCUGUCUAGAAUGUGAACUCUUCUUCCACGAAUGGUGCACCGAAUGGCCUCUCCAAAUUCAGCAUCCCUCCCAUCCACAGCACUCGCUUACCCUCAUCACCGAUAACUGUUUCAGCUCAAACUACUGCUGUCAUGAGUGCUGCUUUUCUGCCAGUGCAGAAGAUUUGGUUUCAACUCUGCCUCCUCUUGAUGAGCAGGCAGAGGAGAGGGAGACGAUCAAUCAUUUCGCUCAUGAGCAUCCCCUGACCUCCUUCAGUGUGACCACACCAAACAACAUAAGAUGCGGAGCGUGCAAGAAGGAAAUCUCUGGCCGAGUGUAUGGGUGCCGUUCAUGCAUGCUAUUGCUCCACGAAUCAUGCGCUCAAUUACCUCAAGAGAUAUUGCAACACCCUUUCCACAGCAAACACCAUCUCACCCUCCUCGCCGAUUCCCAGAAACAGUUCAAAUGCAACGCGUGCGGUCUACCGCAUGAGUUUGCAUACCACUGUGAUGAGUGCAGGUUCAAUCUUGACGUGCUAUGUGCGGUUUCAACUCUGUCUCUCCAAGAUCAGCACAAUGAAGAUUCGGUGAUGAUCGACCAUUUCUCCCAUCCUCACCAAUUGAAAUCCUUCAGCAUCGAAGAGGAUAGCAAUCACAUCACCUGCAAAGCUUGUGAGCUGAAUCUAUCAGGUGAAAUUUACGGUUGCCUCAAUUGCAUUUUCUUCCUCCACAAGUCCUGCACUGAGCUGCACCAAGAUUUGGUUCACGCCCUUCAUCCCAACCACUUCCUCAUUCUCCGAGAGAAGUUCGGUCAGAGUGAUGGGAAAUUCCGUUGCAGUUGCUGCUCAGAAACCUCCACUGGUUUCGUGUACAACUGCGAAAUGUGCGACUUCAACCUUGACAUAGAAUGUGCUCUCGAAACUCUUUCUAUUCUCGAAGCAGGGGCAAUGGAGGAACUUCAACAUUUCGCCCAUGAUCACCUUCUUUCACUCUGUUACCGUAAGGACUACAAUGGGCCUAACUGCAAUGCUUGUAAGCAGCCUGUCCACGGUUUAUGUUAUUGCUGCCUCUCCUGCGAGUCCUUUGUGCUUCACCAAUCAUAUUGUCACACGGCAACGGAACUCAAACACCCAUUUCAUCCCCAACAUCCCCUAACUCCUCUUCCUAGGCCUCUGGAAAAACGAUACUUCUAUUGUAGCGCCUGUAACCGAAAAUCUAUGGGCUUCACCUUCUAUUGUGCAGAAUGUGACUUCUACUUGGAUAUCAGAUGUGCCAACGCUAAACCGACUCUCAGACAUCAGCUCCACGAACAUGACUUAGCUUACUUUGAGAGGGCUACGAGCCUUCACUGCAAUGCUUGCGGCAACAGCUGUAACACUGACUUGUAUCGCUGUGCGCCAUGCAACUUUAACCUUCAUUAUGAUUGCCUUCCUCUACCGCCUAUUAUUCAACAUGAUUUUUAUCAUCCUUAUCAUCCAUUAACUCUCUGUGAAAAGUAUGUCGAUGAGAGGCUCGACGAGCAAUACUGUGAUGCAUGUGAGGAAACCAGGAAUCCAGACCAUGGCGUUUACUUUUGUGAACCAUGCUGCUUUGCUGCUCACAUUGCGUGUGUUAUCCCCGUGGCUGAACCAGAGGGAAGGAAAGCAAUUGAGAACACUAAACUGAACAUACUGGAUAAGGAGAUUGCCAGUCUAAAGGCAGAGAUCGAGAGAAGGGCGAUAAAAUUGGAGAGACUUCUAAGAGAGAGCGCUGACAAGGAUUCUCGGUUCAAAGAUCAGUUCGAGGAGGGAAGCGUGCAUGAGACUUCGAAAACAGAGAUAGAAACAGAGGAGACGAAACUAACCGAGCUGAAGAAACUGGACGAGGAGAUUGCUAGUCUAGAUGCGCCCAUAAAGCAACUGAAGGAAAACAUAGAGGCGAUGAAGCAGAACCUAGAGGCCCUGGAGAACAAACAGUUGGGACUUAUGAGAAAGAGAGGCAGCAUGACUUCCUGAGAGCACAGGAAAGGCCAUGAAGGCGAACACUGACAGCUUCAAAGUCAGCUGCAUCUCACACUGGGAUUGUCGCGCAUUUUCGUUACCAGAAAUUUCUUUGUCGACUAAAUGGACAUGCUGGAUAAACCAUGAAUGUCAAUAGUACAGUGCUCAAAGUCGAAGGUUCUCAUAGCUUUUCUUCAAAAGACCUAACCAGCUUCUUCAAGGGACCUAUCACAUGCAUAAUAAUAGUUAAUGCUGUCUUCUUUU